AAACCUCUCUCUCUCUCUCUCUCUCCAGAAUGGCAGUCCAACUGCAGUUGAAGAAUUUUCAUGGCGAUCGAUGCGGAGCUUUGUCUUUCCCGAACUCGCGCUCGGUGCCAGAACACGUCGGCGCUCCUAAUCGGAGCCGCUCCUGCUCCGUCGGCUCUUUCGUGCCGGCGAGACGCUUCGGAGUCUUAGCUCUUGCGGUGAAGAGAAGCCCCAAGCGCCUGAAAUACGCCACUCCUCGCUUCACCAAGGAGGGUGGGUUGCUGUAUGUUGAAGUUGAUCCCAUUGGAGGAGACAGUUGGAAAUUGGAUCCCGUGGUUGAUCUUCUGAAAGAAGGGGCUGUUGGGGUGAUUCCUACAGACACAAUAUACGCCAUAGUUUGCGACUUGAAGAGCCCUUCAGCAAUUGAAAGACUUAGGAGAAUCAAAGAGAUAUCUCCUUCCAAGCCUCUUAGUAUAUUGUGUCGCUCCUUCCGUGACAUUGAUACAUACACAACGGGAUUCCCUCGUGGUGAUGGUCAAGGACAUACGAAUAUAUUUCGAGCUGCAAAACAUUGCUUACCUGGCCCUUAUACUUUCAUUUUAACUGCAAGCAAAGAGUUGCCAAAACAAUGCACUAGGUACGGGACUACAGCUGCCAAAUAUGCUCAUAGGAAAAGUGUUGGCGUUCGAAUUCCUGAUGAUGCCAUAUGUCAAGCCAUAUUAGAGAGGAUGGAUUCACCCUUAAUUUCGACCAGUGUCAAGGGGCCAAAGGAUGACGAGUGGAUGAUAGAUCCAGUUGUCAUAGCUGAUAGUUAUGGACCAGAGGGCCUUGACUUUGUGGUUGAUGGAGGCAUCAGAGUGGCUGACCCAUCUACUGUGGUUGAUAUGACGGGACAUUACCCGAAAAUCCUACGGCAAGGGAAGGGACCUAAAUUGCCCUGGAUGGUGGCUGAAGACGAUUACGAAGCUGCGGACAGCGAGAAGGAUCUCAUUGCUGUCGCUACUUGAUCUGUGCAUCUUGACCGAUGGUAUGUAUAGUUCCUAAUGCACACUGGGGGCAUCAGGAGUACUGAUCAUGUGUAAAAAGGAGGCCUCUAUAGUACAGGGAGACAGAAGCAACAAUUUAUUGUUGCUGGUGUAAGUGAAGAGAACAGCAAUGAUUGUAAAUAUCAUGUAACUACUAACAGCUGUCCUUAAAAGACUAUUUCGAUCUUUUGACCGUUUGUCCAAA
Syzygium oleosum is the source of this 1209-nucleotide messenger RNA. RefSeq lists its product as uncharacterized. Gene Ontology annotation, molecular function: double-stranded RNA binding. The coding region runs from base 30 to 986 and encodes 318 amino acids. The transcript is spliced from 9 exons. NCBI's taxonomy places the organism in Eukaryota, Viridiplantae, Streptophyta, Magnoliopsida, Myrtales, Myrtaceae. The record is from RefSeq and is a predicted model, not a curated record.